[Candida] anglica is the source of this 1378-nucleotide messenger RNA. NCBI's taxonomy places the organism in Eukaryota, Fungi, Ascomycota, Pichiomycetes, Serinales, Debaryomycetaceae. The record is from the annotation of a GenBank genome assembly.
CCCUAAUCGAUUUAUCGAUUACUAAUGAGAAAAAUGUAAAAUAAGAAAAGUCACGAUACAUAAGUGGACUUGCUUAAAUUUACAUAGUUAAUGGAUAGUUCUACUAGGGUUGAAGUCGAAUUUUAAGUUUAGAAUUUAGUGUAUUCCCGAUAAAUAUGCCACAGUGAUUAGUGAUGCAACCUAAGAUUUAUGGAUCUAACAUUUCGCACACAAUUUUAAAUUAGCGCUCUGAAUUGAUAUAUAAAGUGGAGAAAUCCACAUAAACAUUCAAUGUAUGUUUAGAUAAGAAAUAUUAAACAUAUUACGAUUUUUUUUUUAGAAGAUGACAACUGUAUUUGUAUCAGGAGCUACAGGGUAUAUUGCCCAACACGUGGUAAAGGAAUUGGUUGCUAACGGGUACCAAGUUGUGGGAUCAGUUAGAUCUGCUGAAAAGGGAGAUAAAUUGAAGAAAUUAGUUGGAUCCAAUUUCUCAUAUGAAAUCGUCAAGGAUAUUCAAAUUGAAGGAGCAUUCAAUGAAGCUUUGAAAAGGCACCCUGAGGUGACGGUUUUCUUGCAUACAGCAUCUCCAUUCCAUUUCAAAACAACUGAACCAGAAAAGGACUUAUUGAUCCCUGCAGUCAAUGGAACUAAGAACGCCUUAUCAGCUGUUCAUAAAUUUGCUCCACAAGUUAAGAACGUAGUUAUUACUUCUUCAUAUGCCGCCAUUGCGCCUGCAUCUAAGGAAGUUGAUAAUACUGCCACAAUCUCUGAAACUACUUGGAAUGAUGUUACAUGGGAAGAUGCUACUAAGGAUCCUGUAACUGGAUAUCGUGGCUCAAAAACUUUUGCUGAAAAGGCUGCUUGGGAAUUUGUAGAAGUUGAAAAGCCUAAUUUCAUAUUAUCUACUGUAAACCCAGUUUUCGUAUUUGGCCCACAAGCUUUCGAUUCUGAAGUUAAGGAUACUUUGAAUACAUCCGCUGAAAUCAUUAAUGCCUUACUUAAAUUAUCUCCAGAUGAUGAAAUCCCAUUUUUCAGAGGUGCAUACGUUGAUGUAAGAGAUGUUGCUAAGGCUCAUCUCACUGCCUUUGAAAACAAAGGAGCAGAAAACCUGAGAUUAUUAUUGGCUGAUGGUAGAUUUGUUACUCAAAAUAUUGUUGAUAUUUUACUCGAGAACUUUUCUCAAUUACGUGGGAAAAUUCCAAUUGGGGAACCUGGUAGAGGUUCUGAUGUUGAAUCUAAAUUGGCAAAGAUUGAUAAUGAAAAGACCAAGAAACUUUUAGGGUUUGAAUUAAUUGAUUUAAAGAAAACAGUCUUGGAUACAGUUCAACAAGUUUUAGAUGUGAAGGGAACUAUUUAGAUGUAGAAAUAGUAAUGGAGGUUCAAUAUACGUUUAAAAUUA